Molecule: messenger RNA, 1258 nt
Organism: Nymphaea colorata (pocket water lily)
Lineage: Eukaryota; Viridiplantae; Streptophyta; Magnoliopsida; Nymphaeales; Nymphaeaceae
Product: B3 domain-containing protein REM19-like
Exons: 3
Coding region: 64-1011 (315 amino acids)
Molecular function (GO): DNA binding
Source: RefSeq, a predicted model, not a curated record
AGCUUCUACAAUUAUAUUGGGGACAAAUUGAACAGAAUAGCCCUAUUGACCGGUCCCAGUGGGAUGACUUGUACUGUUCAACUGGCAAAGAUCAACGAUCGGUUAUGUUUCAAAGAUGGCUGGAGGACAUUCGCAGAAGAAAACUCUUUUAAAGAAGAGGAACUCCUCCUCUUUGCGUACGAUGGUGAAGUGAGUUUUUCAGUGGAGGUAUUUAGCAAUACUGCAUGUCAAAGAGGGGGUCUACAGGACAAAGUGAAUGAAGGAGGUUCGUGCAGCAACCGCAUGAUCAUCAACAUAACAACGGAAGAAGAAGAAGAAGAAGACAACGACGAAGAAGAAGAAGGAGAAGAAGAAGAAGAAGAUGAAGAAGACGAAGAAGAAGAAGGAGGAGAAGAAGAAGAAGACGAAGAAGAAGAAGGAGAAGAAGAAGAAGAAGAAGAAGAAGAAGAAGAAGAAGAAGAGUUAAGUGAUAUGUCUUGUGAAUCGAAGGAAGAUCAAUUUAGCAGCGAAGAGAUGCAUGGGGGAGAAACUAAAGGCAAGAAGCCAGAAAAUGCUGCCAGGAAGCAGAAAUAUACAAAGUACUUCAUAUCGAGGAGGAGGCCGGUGUCUCGUGAAGAGAAGAGGAAAGCAUUCAGGGCCGCGGCAUCCAUGGAGUCGCCUUUUCCAUCGUUCAUCGUCAUCAUGAAACCAACAUGCGUUUAUAAAGGAUUUUACGUGAACAUCCCAGUGGACUUUCUUAGAGCCCAUCACAUACUCGGCGAGACAAGGACUAUCAAGGUCCAAAAUGUGGAGGGCAGAGAAUGGCCCGUUAGGCUCUUGCGCAAGGGAGACAGAGGCGGGCUGGAAAGUGGCUGGUCAAACUUCGUCUAUGACAACAACCUGGAAGAAGGCGAUGUUUGCGCAUUCGAGCUCAUCAACAACAACAAGAAGAUGCUGAUCCUGAAGGUCCUCAUAUUCAGGGUGGUGGAGGAAACUACUCCUCUGAAACUUAGUAGGACAGGCAGAAGCUAGGCUCACUCUUGAGAAGCCAGACCAGAAACUGACUAUUAAACUUUUGUGAUUUUUGUUCUGGUUUCUUGAUGUGUGCGUUCUACACCAAAAGCGUUGCGUUGUCUUUGGCAUUCUGGCAGUUUGGUAGUCAUAUAGCAUGAGGACACUUUGAUAGAUCGGUCGACUCAUAUACUGUUUCUUAUACACAGAACUUCGUCUGAACACUCUCCUUGUUGUUUUUGCAACUAAGUAAUAGUUGAUAGAACUC